Messenger RNA from Aureobasidium subglaciale EXF-2481, 1089 nucleotides. RefSeq lists its product as uncharacterized. The coding region runs from base 1 to 1089 and encodes 362 amino acids. The record is from RefSeq and is a predicted model, not a curated record. The transcript has a single exon. NCBI's taxonomy places the organism in Eukaryota, Fungi, Ascomycota, Dothideomycetes, Dothideales, Saccotheciaceae.
AUGGCCACCGAGCAGAAGUCUGACUCCGUUCUUGAUGGCCGGAAGCAGCAAAAUAAGAUGAGGCCUUCAUCUGAACUCGGCUCGCCCAUGCCGACCAGAGGCUCAUCCCAGAUCAUCAAGAUACUGCAGAGUUCGCCUGUUCCUGACACGCCCUUGCCUGACAGCGGCAGCCCUCUCUGGGACUCCAUGUCCUUACCGUCUAGUCCUUCUCCCAAACGGAAGCCUGAGCCAUCCGCGAACCUGGAUCGUUGGAGUUCACGUGGAUUCUCUGAGGAUGUCGGACUCCCACCUCGUCAGAUUGAGAAGCCGUUCAGGUUCUUGGAUCUGCCACCUGAGCUUCGGAACAUGAUCUAUGGAUAUGCCUUCAGCAAGUGUACACCACGUUGUGACGACUGGGAGUGCAGUUGUUGCUGGAGACCCCCACCCUCUGGUUGCAGCUGCGAAUCAUCGCCGAACCAAUUCUCGCUUCCUCCAAUCGUCUUCGUGAACAAGCAUAUCAGGCUAGAGUCUUUGUCUCUAUACUAUUCAACCAACGACUUCCGUUGGUUCUGGGAUCCUCUGAAGAUGUACUGUGAAUAUGGAUAUUCUCACGCCGCACGAUCCGUCCAAGUGUUCGAGGUGGUCUUGAACUUUCUAUCGACCAAUGCCAUUCAGCUCAGAAGCUGCACCAUCUGCAGCCCGCAGCAUCAUCACGGACCCACGCGUAAUAUGGAGAGUAUUAUUGACUCGGUACGCUUCCUUGCACCACUCUGGAAGAACGUUACUCAAAUCGGCAAAGCACAUCCGAUGAUACGCGAGUUCAAGUUCGCUGACAAAUCCACACUGGCCUACCGUAUCUUUGCCUUCGCUGGCUCUUUGGAGACCUCGGAGCUCGAGAGUGAAAAGCUACUAGAUGCAAGGCUUCGCGUCUUCUUGAAGGGUGAUGAGGAUGCAGCGAAUUUGGUAGCUUCCAUCGAAUACUCAGAAUAUGAGACCAAGUGGUACGAACAGCGCGGUCGCAGAAGAAAGAAGAGCUUCCAGAGAGAAGAGAACCGGAGCAAAGGGGAGGAGAGGUGGACUGGCGUCCUUCGUAGUCGUAUUGCCAAAUGA